Messenger RNA from Cyprinodon tularosa, 3396 nucleotides. RefSeq names its product polyhomeotic-like protein 1. Gene Ontology annotation, molecular function: zinc ion binding; protein binding. Bases 238 to 2964 code for a protein of 908 amino acids. The transcript has 15 exons. NCBI's taxonomy places the organism in Eukaryota, Metazoa, Chordata, Actinopteri, Cyprinodontiformes, Cyprinodontidae. The record is from RefSeq and is a predicted model, not a curated record. Gene Ontology annotation, cellular component: PRC1 complex; nucleus.
AAAAAAAGGAGGCGUUUCCCUCUAAACAACACAUCAGCUGCAAAUUUAUGCAGAGCGGUGAAAUCUGUGCUGCUGCAAAAAGAGGAGCAAGAGAGAAAAUAAAAAGAGGCACACACAGCGGGCACCGCGUUCCCCAACCGCCCGGGAGGCCGCAGAGUCCGCCGAGGGGAUCUGGAGCCAGAGAGCGGCUGAGGAACCCCGAAGCGGUGACGGUCUUCUUUCUGCUCAUCUGCAGCAAUGGAGGCGGAUGGAGAGCAGAACCAGCAGGGAGGCUCAGCCAAUGGGAGCACGCCCUCUGGGACAAGCUCCCGCCCCUCCCCAAUGAACUCCAUGUCUGCCUAUGAGAGGCAGGCGGUUCAGGCCCUUCAGGCUUUGCAGAGGCAGCCUAAUGCAGCCCAGUACUUCCAGCAACUAAUGCUGCAGCAACAAAUCAACAGCGCCCAGCUGCAGAAUCUGGCUGCUGUGCAACAAGUCAAGGCAACCCUGGCAGCCAGUCGCCAGUCUAGUCCCUCCAGCAGCUCUUCUCAGACCACCAGCACUACAGUAGCCAGUGUAACAUCUGGAGCAGGUUCUACAACCGGCAGCCGUCCUAUAGGUGCUUCAGCAACCUCCACCAUCAGUCAGUCUGUGCUGCUCAGCGGGGCAGCAGGCGGUCAGGGACAAAUGUACCUGAGGGUCAAUCGUUCCCUGAGGACCCCCAUGCCCCCUCAGCUCAUCUUUAUGCCUGGCAGCACAGCAACCGCUGCUGUGGCGACCGUUGCCCAGCAACCACAGAGUCAGCAGCAGCAGCAGGAAGUAACACCAGCUUCCUCCUCCGGAAGCCAAUCAGAUAACGACCAGGCCCAGAAUCUCGCCAUCCGAGGCGUGUCCAGUCCCAAAGGUGUUAAAACUGAAGCUCCAGAAAGGAGCGACUCAGGUGCCUACUCUCUGGUCCAGCCGUCCCACCCAUCAAACCCACAGUCCCCAACCAAACCCAGCCCACAGACUCAUCACAUCAAAAUCCCCACCUACCCCCAGCCUACUAACCUUAAAGCACACCCCACCUCUUCGUCCGGUGCCUCCUCCUCUUCCUCUUCCUCCACGUCCUCCAUCCCUCUCUCCCAGCUCCUGCUCCAUGGAACUCGAACACUAACCACAGGGACAACAGCUCCCACAGCAGCGCACGCGCUGGUCCUGACAUCCAAUGCAACGUCUCAGGCCCAUGCGUACCCGGUCGGGACAGCGACCAUCAAGCCUGCAGUCAACGCUCAGACUCUGGUGGUUCAGCCUUUACAAAAGGCGGCUUUAAACACAGAGAAAUCGGGCCAUGCGAACGGACCCAUUCCCAUCCAACCCAAGACUUUGCAGAGCCUCCGUUUGCCUCUACAACUUUCCUCCAGAAACCCCCCUCCCAUUUUGCCUGCCCCACCGCCUGCUAGCAGCUCUAACCAUCCUUCCCAGCCUCCGCAUAUCCCGGUCCAGAUAGUGGGGGCCAGGCAGAGCUCACUGGGAGCCCCCCAGGCUCUCGCCCUUGCCCGUGGAAGCUGCAGCCAGGAAGGGGCUGCCAUCCUCAGCAGCUCAUCCAGCCUCCUCACCAUGGUGGCCUCCAUUGCCUCCAGAGAAGGGGGGGUUGUUGGCAGAGGGGUGGGGCUUAAGACUCUUCAGACGCCCCAGGAGGGUCCGCCCACAGCUCAGGCUCCUCAAGUGCAACCCCAGACCAAUCAAAGCUCUGCGAGUCAGAACGGAGCUUCAGCUCCAAGCCCCGCCUCCUCUCAGUCGUCAGCCAUUACAGCACCUCCCACCUCGCAGUCUCGUUCCACACAGUCCCUCCCCCAGGGCGCCGAGGAGCAGAGAAGAGCAGGUUUGACGGCUAACGGAGACUCGUCAGGAGGUCAGACUCCACAGGGAAAGCAGACGAGUGUUUCCCUAAAGAGGAAAUCAGAUUCCGCCUCAGCAAAUGAUGAAGACGGUCCGUCUCCUCCACGGCUGCAGCCAGUCAGAGAUCACAGCUCCACGCCUCCAGGCAACCCUGUCAAUGCAGGUUCUCCUCCUCCACCCUCCUCCACUGCGACCCCGAUCCUCUCCGUGUCCAGGGGGCCCUGUGGUCAGGGGGAGCGGGUGUCGCCGCCUCAGGCUGUGGUCAAACCACAAGUUCUCACUCACCUCAUUGAAGGCUUUGUCAUCCAGGAGGGAGCGGAGCCGUUCCCAAUAUGUGGUCCAGCAAAAGACUCGGCUGGCGAAGAUUUAACCGAUGAUAGUCCAGACACCAACCAAUCAGAAACGGUCACUACAGCAACAGUGCUGAAGUGUGAAUACUGCAAAAACUUUGCACCUGCCAGCCAGUUCAGAGGCACCAAAAGGUUCUGCUCCAUGUCUUGCGCCAAGAGUAUGUAUUGGUUCCCCAGGUACAACGUCAGCUUCAGGCAGAACUUCACCGUGCGAAACAGUCACAGCCAGCUUCAAGAUCAGAAUCGAGCUAUGGAUCAGGACCAGGAUCAAGACCAGGGCCAAGGUCACUUAUCUAACUCCGAUGAGGAAGGAGGGAUUGCAAGGAGGAGGGUGCCUCGUAGGACUAGCUCAGAAAUAGCCAGCGCAAAGAUAGCAGGAAGGCCCGUCCCAGCAAAGAGUCGUUCAGAGUCCAGCCGUUCAGAGGAGGAGUCCAGUGGACAGGAGGAUGAAGAAGACGCCAUGUCCCUGUCACCUGCUUCCUCAGCUUCCUGCCACCAGCCGCCUCCACCGCCUGCAGCUGAGAGCGCAGCACCACCCUGCCAGCCUGCUAGCCCCGCCCACUGGACAGUGGAGGAAGUGUCACAGUUUAUUUCCUCCCUACAAGGCUGCGAGGAAAUCGCGUCCCAGUUUCUAUCGCAGGAAAUCGACGGACAGGCUUUGCUGCUGCUGAAGGAGGAGCAUCUGAUGUCCACCAUGAACAUUAAGCUGGGACCAGCCCUGAAGAUCUGCGCUCACAUCAACAGCCUGAGGGACUGAUGGUCCGCUGGUUUCCGGCCCCCGCUGUGGGCUGGGAUCAGACGGUGGGAUUUUAAAGCUCUCCAGCUGAACCGAGCGCUGCAGAGUUUACGCCUGCCGUCGGCGGAGGGGGGGACACUCCUGAUUUCUCUCUGAAAGUAAUAUUUGCAGAGUUUGGCUCCGCGCUUGAACCUAAAACUGUGAUGGAUGAAGGUUUUCUCAUGAAGGCACCAACUGCUGCUCCAUCAACACAUUCAUGAAGACUUCAUUUUCUUAUUAUUUUGCACUUCUAAAGAUAAUUUGUUUGUUUUUUCUGACAUUUAGGAAGAUGACUCCUUUUAUUAUUAUUUCAAAUAUCUUUGGUUUUCUUGUUCAUCGUGAUUUAUGUGUCAAAUCAAGAAGAAAAAAUUUAAAUGGGAACAGAAACGGUUGAGGUUUAAAACUUGGAAAAAA